Molecule: messenger RNA, 3192 nt
Organism: Tetrahymena thermophila SB210
Lineage: Eukaryota; Ciliophora; Oligohymenophorea; Hymenostomatida; Tetrahymenidae
Exons: 10
Source: RefSeq, a predicted model, not a curated record
AUGACAUCCAAAGAAGAAAUUCAAAGUUAAAUUUUAACAUUAUGUGAAUCUUAAGAUAGUUUUGAUGCAUAUUAUGAAGAGAUAGAAGAAUAAAUUCUACAAAAAAAAGACUCAAAUUUGGUUAAAGCAAUAGUACAGCUAACGACUUAAGUACUUGAGUAAAAUAAGAAGGAACCUAUUUAGCAAUUUUUACUUUUGCUCCUCAUUUAGAAAACAGUUGUUAAGAAGUCUAAUGAAAUGAUUAACUAAGUGCAUAACACAUCAGCACUAUUAAAAGUACUAGAAAAAAUUGCUAAACAUGAAGCUAGAAGCUCUGAUCCUAAUCGUGGAGCUUCUUAUUUUCCAAGAGAUCCUGAAGUAGGUAAAAAGUUCUUAAUUUUAGUGCUUGAAUUCCUUUACAAGUCAGCUAAAUCAUUUUCUUAGGAUGCUAAAAAAAAUCCUACUUAGUUUGCAUUAAUUUAUAAUAGACUGCUAGAAGAAGGGGUAACAUUUCCUCAAGAACCUUUAACCUUUUAUGAAACGAAGAAAAAGAAAAAUGCCUCUUAAUCUCAAAAUGCACCUUAACAAUCUGCAGUUUCUAAAAGAGAUAAAAGUCCAGCACCAGAAACUUAAACUGCUUAAGGAGUUAACUAAAAAACAUCUAAAAAUAUAUAAAUUUCAAAUAAGAUUUUUGAUGAUGUACAAGCAAGCAUUAGCACUUUGUUGUAUAUUUUUUCGAAUUUAGAUGACAUUGAUUAAGACACAAAAGAUGAAAUUGAAAACUAAUAUAAGAGAUUCCAAAAACAAAUUUAGUAAAUAAAUUCUAUGCUUGAGGAGGCAGAUUUUGAUGAGGAAUCAUUUAACAAAAUGUUAACUUUCUCAGAUUUAAUGAAUCAAUUUAUCUAGUAGGUUGAGAAACUUCAAAAAAAUAAGUAUAAUAAUAGCUCUGUAAUAGAAUUCAAGUAAUGGUUAUUCACUUACGAGCUUCCAUUUUAAUUAGAAUAAGAAUAAUUUGAAAAUGACUAAAUGAAUCAAUAAAUGAAAAACCAAGUACAAUAAUAAAACUAAUAGCAGUAACCUGAUAAUAAAAGCAAGUUUUAAGAUAGCAAACCAUAAGGAAACUUUGAAGAAAAUAAAUUUGAUGCCCAUAAAGAUGAUAAUUUUGAUUUCAAUUAGUUUGGGUCUUAACCUGUAGCUCACUAAGGGAAUCAAAAUAAUAAUGAGGACUUGUUCGGUACCUUUACAAAUAAUCAAAUGAAGGAUUUAUAAAAUAAGAAUUAAGGUUAAUAAGGUUAGUUUUAAUCUCAUUUUGAUGACUUUGAAUAAUUUGGAAGUAACUUUUAGAACCUAAAUAAGAAGAAUGAGGAAUAAGAAAAUCAAUCUAAGCUGCAACAAGAAGAAUUAGACAGACAAUAUUAAAAAUAGAAAGAAUUAGAAAAAUAAUAGUAACUUGAGAGGGAAUAAGAAGAAGAAAGAAAAAAAUAGGCAGAAUUACUUAGGAAGGAGUAGGAGGAAUUGAAAAAAAGAGAUUAAGAAGAAAAAAUUAGAAAAUAAAAAGAAUAAUAAGAAGAGUAAGAAAGACAAGCCAAAUUAAGAAGACAACAAGAAGAAGACGAGGAACAAGAAAGAAUGUUGCAAUAGUAACUUUAUGAAGAGGAGUAGGAGCGCUUAAGAUUGGAACACGAAUAAUAAUAGUUGGCUGAAGAAUAAAGAAGAUAAAAAAUGAUUAAAUAAUAGUAAGAGGAGCAAGAAAGACAAAGAAGGCUCUUGGAAGAAUAGUAGAGAGAGGAUGAAUAAUAAUAAGAAGAGUCAAAAUAAAUAGAAAGUUUAAACAAUCCAUUCAAUUAAAAGUCUAAUUUUUAUUUUAACAGUAAUGAUUAGUACAAUAGAGACUCCUUUGGAGCUCAAAAUCAAGGUUACUUUUUCAAUUCACAAACAUAAUAAGAAUAAAAUAAAAACCAGAAAAGCAAUGACAAUAACUAUUCAGUUACUGUGAAUGAUAAUAAUGUUUACACAAGCAAAGCAAAUAAUAACUUAAACAAUAAUACGAAUUCUAAUGUAAAUAACAGCGGUCGUCCUCCAGCAUUCCCUUCUUAAUAAAAAUAAAAUUAGGAUCCAAAGAUAUCUAAAAUAGAGUCUGCAUUUGGAAGCUCAAAUUAAAAAUUUUCAUUUGGUCCUGAUUCUAAAAAUAACUAAGCAAGCUAAUCAAAUAGAAAUAAUAAUUUGAAUGUCUAAAAUGAAGAUAACAGGACUGAAAUGUCAUUCAACGAACAAUUCUCUGUUUCAAAUAUUUCUGUUGCUGGAGGAUAUAAUUAAUAUGAUUUCCCUAUGAAACAUAUCAAACUAAUAGAUAAUAAAGUUUAUAAAGGUUAAGAAGUUCCAGUAGUUAACAGCAUAGAAUAAACACUUAAGUAAUAUUAGUUAAGCCCAUAAAAUGUAAGGAGAUUUAAAUUAUCAAACUUGAAGAGAAAAAAUAAUCUUUAUGAAAAUUCCUAAAUUCAAUUUGGUUGCAUUUCUGACUUAAUAUUCGAUUAUAUAAAUUCAUAAAAUUACUUAAAGUUGACCAUAUUUAUUGGAAACAAAACAAGGCUUCCUAUCAGGAAUAUAAAAAUUGAAUUUGAUGGAGAUGAAAGUUCAUAUAUUUAUGUUAAGCAAGAAAAAGUUAUAGACUUUAUUCCUGCUAAAACUUAAGAAAAAUUUGAGUUGAUAGUUGGAUAUAAAGAUGUGCCUUUUUCCAUGGUUAAUUUGGAUCUGACUGCUGAUUUCGGAGAAAUAGAAGAAAGCUAAACAAUUGAAACAAGUGUUUUUCUUCCUAAUCUCUUGACAAAAUAUAUUUAAUUUAAAGAUUUAGACAGUUAAGCAUUUCAUUCAAAAUGGAGAGAUCUUCGAAGCCACAUUUUAAGAACAGAUAUUUUUCCUGUUUCUAAGCAGAUCAUUAAGACUCCUGCUUACUUCAGACGCUUUUUCACUAAAGUUUUAGAAAUAACUUCGUUAGAAAAUUUUGUACUUCAGUAAAAUAGUAAUCAGUAUGAUAUUAAAUAUUAUAAGCUUGGCGCUUUAAUUGAGUUGGCUGAUUCUGAGAGCGAGUUUUUAAUUAAAUUCAAUGUACGUCCUGAUAAUACACUUUGUAUUCAAAUAAUUUCAUUAAAUGAAGCAUAUUAAUCUACUGCUGCUACUCUUCUCUAACACUUAAGAUUUUUGUUAUAAGCAUGA